Messenger RNA from Centropristis striata (black sea bass), 1027 nucleotides. It is a transcript of the gene exosc6, whose product is annotated as exosome component 6. Gene Ontology annotation, biological process: nuclear mRNA surveillance; poly(A)-dependent snoRNA 3'-end processing; U4 snRNA 3'-end processing. Lineage: Eukaryota; Metazoa; Chordata; Actinopteri; Perciformes; Serranidae. Gene Ontology annotation, cellular component: nucleolus; nuclear exosome (RNase complex); cytoplasmic exosome (RNase complex). The transcript has 2 exons. Bases 62 to 886 code for a protein of 274 amino acids. The record is from RefSeq and is a predicted model, not a curated record.
GGGGACAGGUUUUCUUGCUGGACUUAUUCACACGCUACAUCCCAUUUCAUUUGGCUCCAACAUGCCGACUGACACUAAGCGUGUUCGCGGCCCAGAAGUCUCCCAGAACCCGUCUCUGUUUCUGAGCCAACCGGCGGCCGUCCCCCCGCCGCAGGGCCCCCGAGCGGACGGCCGGCAGCGGGACCAGGUGGACGUCCGGCCGGUGUUUGUGCGCUGCGGGCUGGUGAGCCAGGCUAAAGGCUCCGCGUACAUCGAAGCUGGAAACACCAAGUUGAUGUGCUGCGUUUACGGUCCCAGGGAAACGGAGCGGAGAGACGAGACUGAUAUGAAAUGCGGAAGGUUGACUACUGACAUGCGCUUCGCUCCAUUUUCCUGCUUGGAGAGGGGCUCCUGGAUUCAGGGCAGCCAGGACAAGGACUUCUCCCUGAUGCUGCAUGAGAGUCUGCAGCCAGCAGUGUGCCUCCACAAAUACCCCCGCUCCCAGAUCGAGGUCAACGUGAUGGUUCUGGAGAACAGUGGGUCGGUUCUGGCCCAUGCAGUCACAUGUGCUUCUCUCGCCCUGGCGGACGCAGGGAUUGAAAUGUAUGAUCUGGUGCUCGGUUGCUCCAUACGCCAGGACGGCCCCUCUUUUGUAGUCGACCCUUCUUAUGUGGAGGAAACCAGCUGCAGCUCGGCCAGCAGUGACAACCAGGGCAAUCUGACUGUUGCGUUUCUCCCCAGCCUGAACCAGAUAUCUGGGCUGCAGUCAGAUGGAGAAAUGGCUGAGGAGACUCUGACCGCCGGGGUUCGGACCUGCAUCGAGGGAUGCUAUAAACUGUACCCGGUCAUCCAACAAGCCCUGGCCAAGGCGGUGCGCAGGGCUGCACCCCCACCAUCCGAGAGCUGAAAAAACUUUUUUCAUAUUACAAUGUCCAAUCCAUAAUUGGACCACAUAUCCUAUGUUUCUGUGUUUACUAUUCCGGUCUUUACAUUCAAAUUGAAUCUUUAAAUGUGUUUUCUUAUUAAAUAAUUAAACAAUGGUCUUGUA